This is a messenger RNA of Ilyonectria robusta, 1211 nucleotides long. RefSeq names its product flavoprotein. Gene Ontology annotation, biological process: coenzyme A biosynthetic process. Lineage: Eukaryota; Fungi; Ascomycota; Sordariomycetes; Hypocreales; Nectriaceae. The transcript has a single exon. Gene Ontology annotation, cellular component: phosphopantothenoylcysteine decarboxylase complex. Gene Ontology annotation, molecular function: FMN binding; phosphopantothenoylcysteine decarboxylase activity. The coding region runs from base 275 to 1003 and encodes 242 amino acids. The record is from RefSeq and is a predicted model, not a curated record.
ACUCUAUUACCAAGCUCUCUACCUUCAAGCUAGCUGCUACAUCAGCUGAACAUUCGCAUUAAUUUAUUCGAUUGCAACUUCACUUGUUCAUAGUUCGUUGAGCUGAACAGGAAAAGCUAUAUAAGCUAGCUCCCCCACAAUCCAAGUUACAUCCACUCCACCGAGGGCUUUUGACAGCUACCAUCACCAACAACACCAGUAACAGCAACACUCCCAGUCGUAACUGGAACCUCACAGCUGCACCACUUCUAUCACACAUUAAACUCUCGUCGCCAUGCUUCACAAGACCCAGCACGGGCGCGAUGCCCACCAUGAUAUACUGACGCGAAACUCGGCCGAAAUGCUCGAGCAGGGCCGAAAUGACGGCAAGCUCCAUGUGCUACUGGCAGCAAGCGGGUCUGUAGCGACCAUUAAACUGGUCCAGAUCAUCGACGGGCUUUGCGAGCACAGGAACUUGUCCAUCCGCAUUAUCCUCACCGGCUCGGCGGUGCAUUUCCUUGCCGGCCAGUCGGCCGAGCAGCCCACCGUCUCGGCCGUCAACUACAUGCCCAACGUCGACGCCGUGUAUACGGACUCCUCCGAGUGGGCCAAGCCGUGGAAGCGCGGCGCGCCUAUCCUCCACAUCAACCUUCGCAAGUGGGCGGACGUUCUCGUCAUUGCGCCGCUAAGCGCCAAUACCAUGGCCAAGAUGGUGAACGGCAUGUGCGACAACUUGCUGACGUCGGUGAUCCGCGCCUGGGAUGCCACAGGAACGGUCGACGGCGGCACCAUCAAGAAGAUUGUUGUGGCUCCGAGCAUGAACACCGCAAUGUGGAGGCACCCAAUUACGGCCAAGCAAAUCAAGACCCUUGAGGAAGAAUGGGGAGGUGAGAAUGGCUGGGUCGAGGUUCUCCGGCCUGUGUCGAAGGCGUUGGCAUGCGGAGAUGUCGGCGAGGGCGGCAUGGUCAGCUGGGAAACCAUCGUGGCCGUCAUUGAGGAGAAGGUUGGGCUGCGCAAGAAAUGAUGGAUACGAUACUGUAUUGCGAGGGUUGAUAUUGGUUGAUGUUGUCGUCAUGUACACGGCGUUGGUGGGAUUACUGGGAUGAGGAUGGCUUGGGAUCUAAUCGGCGUGUGCCAACACCAAAAUGAAAGUUCAAUAAUUUAUACAAGCCCAGAUAUGUUCAUUUUGAACAUUGACAGUACAUAGAUAACGUGCUUCAUGCUUGAUGCAA